AUGCAAUCUAUCAUGGUGAUCAAUAUUUCAAUCGUUGUUUGUUAUGCUGUGUUUUUGAUUCUGAUAAGGAGAGUCCAAAUGAGCGAAGACAAUAUGAGGCACAUCUAUCGAUCACUGAUCGUGAUUAGUCUAACUGUCGUCUUUGGAUGGUUCAGUACAAUGGUCAUCGUCUGCAUCAGUGAUCUCUUGAAUCUUAAGAUUGAACGAUUCUAUGUGAACCUCUUGGCCGGACUUUUUGUGAACUUCGCAUGCGCACUCAGCUUCUUUGUAUACUACGCUGUGAGGUUAGUUUUGCUCAGAAAAUUGUUUGGAGACAGCAUUUUUUUUUGCAAAAUUGUCUCUAGUAUUCGAUCUCAAACCGCUCUACGGUCGAGAGUUUCU
This is a messenger RNA of Cooperia oncophora, 381 nucleotides long. NCBI's taxonomy places the organism in Eukaryota, Metazoa, Nematoda, Chromadorea, Rhabditida, Trichostrongylidae. The record is from the annotation of a GenBank genome assembly.